ACGCCACCCCUCCCUGCGCCAAUUUGACCUCUGUCGGCCACCGUCGAAGGCGAACUGAAAAAAAUGCAUUAGCAAAACAUACAAACUUGUAGUGCUUUAUUGAUGCAUUUGUAUCAGUUUUCGAUAAGGGGCUGUCAUGUUAUGUGCUGUCUAUGGAUCCCCAGUUGUCAAAAGUCAAGGUAAAGGUGUAAGGGCGCUGUCGUAGCCACCACAGACUGAGGGGACAGCUAUGGAGACUGCAUUCAGUCAGUGGAAGAGGCAGUGUCUGAACAAGCUGGACGUGAGUAAGAAGGGCAGUGUGGAUGAGGACAUUGUCCACAUCGUGUCUCUGCUCAACAGCUGGGACAACUACUUCACCACCAGCUCCUGCUCCGGACGCCUCAUUCUCAUCGACGGGGUCCCGCAGAGCGCCGAGGUGCACAAGCAAAACUGUGUCUGGCUGUUUGUCUCCCACCAGAAGUGCAGCUCUGACGACCUGAUGGCUGCUCUGGCCAAGUCCAGUGGAGAUGCAGUGAUGAAGUUUGAGCCGUUCAUCCUCCAUGUUCAGUGUCGGAGGCUGGAGGAUGCACAGCUAAUGCACUCAGUGGCGGUCAACUCGGGCUUCAGGAACUCAGGUCUCACCGUCAGCAAGGCAGGGAAGAUCAUCACGGCGGUCCGCAGCACCCAUGGUCUGGAGGUUCCUCUCAGCGACCACGGGAGGCUCCUGGUUGAACAGGACUACAUCCGUUUCCUGGUCCAGGUGGCCAAUCAGAAGAUGGAGGAGAACCUCAGACGAAUCCAGAGGUUCUACCAGAAUCUGCAGGCAGCCCUGUCUGCAGAGCAGCUACAAAAACUACAAAUCCCAGACACCCCCAGCUCACAGCAACUACAAAACCAAAAAGCCCCUCACAGACUGGAAACAGAACAGAGAGAAGAGGGUGAGGAGACGAACAAAGCCAGCGUGUAUAAGCGAAGGCGGAAGAGAGGACAGCAGGUUGGGACUGACUGCUGUAACGUGGAUGCAGACAGCAGUCCGCCUGAGCUAGAAGACUGUCUGGAUCUAUUCACAUGAACUCUCAAUCUGGAGGACUUUGGAGAGGUUGUUUAGUGCUUUUUUGAAGUAUUGAAUAUGGCAGUACCAAUGGCCAGUUCUGAUCAUGUUUAUCUCAUCUGUAUUAAGUGCAUUUUUAGUGAAACAAGGAGUUUUUGAAACCUCUGGGCUGGGAAAAAGGCCAUGAAAAGAUUGAUUAAAUUGGCGUCAGUGUCAUUCACUCUUGGACCAGCAUUAGGAUUUGAUGCAAAGGAAUCAGAAAAUGGCCUCACGUAAUGGCCAGGGUUUGCUGGUUCUGCUAUAUUAUCUGAACUCAGUGCCUGAAAGGUUCUUGAAUAUAGCUGAGGAAAACAUUUUUUUUUAAAUGUUAAAUUCAGUUUUAAAAGACCACACCAGUGUUUCUGCAUGUUAGGCUAAUAUCUACAAAAUAUAUAAAUUUCAUGUUUCUGCUAAACCUUUUACAAAGC
Messenger RNA from Myripristis murdjan (pinecone soldierfish), 1497 nucleotides. It is a transcript of the gene tyw3, whose product is annotated as tRNA-yW synthesizing protein 3 homolog (S. cerevisiae). The coding region runs from base 230 to 1051 and encodes 273 amino acids. The transcript is spliced from 6 exons. NCBI's taxonomy places the organism in Eukaryota, Metazoa, Chordata, Actinopteri, Holocentriformes, Holocentridae. The record is from RefSeq and is a predicted model, not a curated record.